CGCAGUCCUUAGCUUGUCGGGGACAGGAAACCUUCGAGACCGAGCUGCCACUGCCGCCUCCCCGUCUGCCCCCCAUUCCGCGCGCCUGCCACACCCUCCCCCCCUUCUUCCAGCAUCUUUCGGUGGAGCACUGCAGGGACUCGGCCCGAGGUGCCGUCUCCCCCUCUCGGGGGAAAGCUGUGACCCCCCCCGCAGGAGCGGCGGGGCGGGGUUGGGGGGGCCCGGGAGAAGAUGGCGACGCCGGGAAGCGAACCCCAACCUUUCGUGCCUGCCCUCUCAGUGGCUACUCUGCACCCACAUCAUCAUCCCCACCACCACCACCAUCAGCACCACGGAGGAACCGGGGCCGGCGGCGGGGCUGGGGGAGGCGGCGGCGGCGGCGGCGGCAGCGGGGGCUUCAACCUGCCCUUGAACCGGGGGCUGGAGCGCGCGCUGGAGGAAGCGGCCAACUCCGGGGGGUUGAACCUCAGCGCCAGGAAACUGAAGGAAUUUCCCAGGACCGCGGCCCCCGGGCACGACCUUUCGGACACGGUGCAGGCAGAUUUAUCUAAAAAUAGACUGGUUGAAGUCCCAAUGGAAUUGUGCCAUUUUGUAUCACUGGAAAUUCUUAAUCUGUAUCAUAAUUGUAUCAGAGUCAUUCCUGAGGCCAUCAUUAAUCUGCAGAUGCUGACUUACUUAAACUUGAGUAGAAAUCAGCUGUCCGCCCUGCCCGCCUGCCUGUGUGGUCUGCCUCUCAAAGUCUUAAUUGCAAGUAACAACAAACUUGGAUCGCUGCCAGAAGAGAUAGGGCAGCUCAAACAGUUAAUGGAGUUGGAUGUCAGCUGCAACGAGAUCACAGCCUUGCCCCAGCAGAUAGGUCAGCUGAAAUCUCUCCGAGAACUGAAUGUCAGAAGAAAUUACCUUAAAGUUUUACCACAAGAGCUAGUAGAUCUUCCCCUGGUAAAGUUUGACUUUUCCUGCAAUAAAGUGCUCGUGAUUCCCAUUUGUUUUAGAGAGAUGAAGCAGCUGCAAGUAUUACUGCUUGAGAAUAACCCUUUGCAGUCUCCUCCAGCACAGAUUUGCACCAAGGGCAAAGUGCACAUAUUCAAGUAUCUGAGCAUACAAGCAUGCCAGAUUAAGACAACUGACUCCCUUUACCUCCACACGAUGGAGAGGCCACAUUUACAGCAGCACGUGGAAGACGGCAAGAAGGAUUCUGAUUCGGGCGUUGGAAGUGAUAAUGGAGACAAGCGAUUGUCUGCCACAGAGCCUUCUGAUGAAGACACUGUUAGUCUCAACGUGCCAAUGUCAAACAUCAUGGAAGAAGAACAGAUCAUCAAGGAGGACCCGUGCCAUCGCCUCAGCCCAGUUAAAGGGGAAUUUCAUCAGGAAUUUCAACCGGACCCUUCCCUUUUGGGUGACAAUGACAACUCAGGAGAAGAAAGAGACCAAUUUACUGAUGGAACAGAUGUUCUCCAUCCGGAAUUUAUAAACUAUAUUAAGGGUAGGGCAGAAGACUGUGAAGAACUGUUACGGAUAGAAGAGGACGCGCACUGGCCACCUGAGGGAAUAAUAAGUUCAUCCAAAGACCAGGACAUGGAUAUAGCGAUGAUUGAACAGCUGAGAGAAGCUGUAGAUUUGCUGCAAGAUCCCAACAGAUUAAGCACAGAUGUUACACAGAGAAGUGUUGUAAACUUUUAUCCUGUGGAAUCAGCAGAAGCCUUAGAAUUACAAGAUUCUGCACUAAACGGUCAAAUACAGCUGGAAACAUCUCCGGUGAGUGAGGUGCAAAAUGAUCUAACAUUACAGAGUAAUGGGAGCGAGUAUUCUCCAAAUGAGAUUAGAGAGAACUCCCCUGCAAUCUCUCCCACCACCAACAGCACAGCUCCAUUUGGCCUGAAGCCUCGAUCAGACCCCGCCCUCACUCUUCCUCCUAUCUCCUUCAACAAACUUACACAGGCACAAACAUGGGACAACUCUAGCUACAGUGUUCCAUCUGAAGGAGACAGUGACAAUGUGUUUCUAAGACCUCAGAGAAAUUUGGAAUCUAUAGACCCACAGUUUACAAUUCGGAGGAAAAUGGAACAGAUGAGAGAAGAGAAAGAGCUGGUGGAGCAACUCCGUGAGAGCAUCGAGAUGAGACUCAAGGUGAGCCUGCACGAAGACCUGGGAGCUGCGCUCAUGGAUGGCGUCGUUCUCUGCCAUCUGGUCAAUCACAUCCGCCCUCGAUCCGUUGCAAGCAUCCAUGUCCCCUCACCAGCAGUUCCCAAACUUAGCAUGGCCAAAUGCAGAAGAAAUGUGGAAAAUUUUUUGGAAGCAUGCCGAAAAUUAGGAGUACCACAGGACAAGCUGUGUCUACCCCAUCAUAUCCUUGAAGAGAAGGGCCUGGUCAAAGUGGGCAUUACUGUUCAAGCAUUGCUAGACAUAACUGUAACAAAGGCUCUGUUCACAUGAAACCAGCUCCUCUCCUUUGGGUCAGCUCAAACUCUUCUCCCGUCAGAGAUCCUGAACUCUGCUCUCCGCAUCUGUCCCCUCCAGCCUCCCACUCACUGCCUGUCAGUUCCCCGACUCUAGUUGAAUUGAAGAGAGGACAUAAGAGAUUUUCUACCUUUCAAAACUGACUUCUGACGUUAAGUGACAGGUAUUGAUCUUAAAACCAGUGAGGGAGCUGGUUAUGAAGAACUGAACAGCACAUCAAUGCCUUGUACAACCUCCCUCAUCCCUUCCACGCUCACCCACUGCCAUUACCAAACACCAAGCACAACUGUUUUGCAGCAAGAUGCAUUUGUUUUAUUAAAACCAAACUCAUUGUGUAUUUAGUGGGGGGAGGGGGACUCAAUCAGGUUUUUCACCACCAAAUUUUUCAAGAAGUUUCUUGAGACCAUUGCCUUUUAAAAAACUAUUUUCGACAUACAAAAUAUUUAUAUAAAUAUUAUUUAUUAGUGAGUUGUUAUUCAUCCUUUGGAUGCAAAUUGUAAAUUAGGAAACUAUUUUAUUACUGCUUUUUUGUGGUUAAACACUUUAUUUUAAUAUUAUAAAUAUUGAGUUAUUUUCUAUCCUCUUUGGUGUGCAAGUAGUUCUAGGUCUCAGUAAUCACAUUUUCUGGUGUAUAUGACUCAGAAAAAAAAAUUUAAGCAAAAAACAGGUGCUUCUGUGACAAGAACUGUUUUCUGGGGAGGUGUUAUUUACACUUUGGUUUAUGGGACAUUGGUCUUAUUUAUAUUUCUGCAUUCCAUCCAGUUUCCUACAUUCCAUCAGCCCUGUUGUCCUCUGAUAUAAUGAACUGACUGAAUUCAAGUGAGCACCCCAAAGUUAUUUGUAAAUAGCUGUGAUGGAAAAAAAAAGACAUAUUAAACUUGAAGAUAAAAUGUGAA
Molecule: messenger RNA, 3353 nt
Organism: Diceros bicornis minor
Lineage: Eukaryota; Metazoa; Chordata; Mammalia; Perissodactyla; Rhinocerotidae
Gene: LRCH1
Product: leucine rich repeats and calponin homology domain containing 1
Exons: 20
Coding region: 232-2433 (733 amino acids)
Molecular function (GO): protein binding
Source: RefSeq, a predicted model, not a curated record